Syngnathoides biaculeatus (alligator pipefish) is the source of this 3047-nucleotide messenger RNA. It is a transcript of the gene zbtb8b, whose product is annotated as zinc finger and BTB domain containing 8B. NCBI's taxonomy places the organism in Eukaryota, Metazoa, Chordata, Actinopteri, Syngnathiformes, Syngnathidae. The coding region runs from base 134 to 1678 and encodes 514 amino acids. Gene Ontology annotation, molecular function: RNA polymerase II cis-regulatory region sequence-specific DNA binding; DNA-binding transcription factor activity, RNA polymerase II-specific; protein binding. The record is from RefSeq and is a predicted model, not a curated record. The transcript is spliced from 5 exons. Gene Ontology annotation, biological process: regulation of transcription by RNA polymerase II.
UUUGCUUUUCAGUAUUUAGGAAGAAAAAAAAAACACCGGAAAACAAUAGUAUUAGCAGUUUAAUGUUUCAAGGAACAUCAGGCACUAUCAUUCUUUUUUUCAGGGUUUUGACGGAGCCCACUGAAGUUGAUUCAUGGAGGUGCCUUGCUACCUGCCUAAGCUCGUUUUCGAGCUCAACGAGCAGCGCAAGCGGGGCUACUUCUGUGACUGCAGCAUCCUCGUCGAGGGCCGCGUCUUCAAGGCCCACCGCAAUGUCCUGUUUGCGGGAAGCGGGUACUUCAGGGCUCUCUUGGUUCACUAUUUACAGGAUAGUGGACAGCGUCAAAGCACAGCAUCUUUAGACAUAGUUACGGCCGAUGCCUUCUCCAUCAUCCUGGACUUCCUCUACUCCGGCCGAUUGGCCCUGAGCAGCAGCAGCGUCAUCGAGGUGAUGUCGGCGGCCAGCUACUUGCAGAUGACCGACCUGGUGAACCUUUGCAAAAAAUACAUCAGCUCCUCUUUGGAAAUAUGCAACAAGGACAAAGAGGACGUGAAAGAGGAGGAGACUCAAGGACAGGAAGGGCGAUACAGGCCGGCGGACAGCGGCACCCCGGCUGCUUCGAAAUCCGGCGGCGUUGGGCCCGAGGAGUCUCGUUCACAGGUUAAAGAACCAGAUGGGGCAUCUGUAAAGCAAAUUCCAAGUCCUCUGCCCGUGUCCGGCAACACUCUCGCGGGCCCAAGCAGAGAAAUGGACGCCGACUACAAUUCCGGCGCUGAAAGGCCAAAGGCAAAGACGGAUCAGACUAAUCUCUCCUCCACUUCGUGUUCUGAUUUGACCCUAGAGUUAGUCAACCCCAAGAUAGAGUACGACCCAGAUGAGGAGCUUUUGGAAUCUCCCGACAAUAAAGACCUGCCGUCGUAUCCCGGCCCCUCGGUUCCUCACCACAGCCGACAUAGCAUCCUCCCGCCGAGUUUCAACGCCGAGCGCUCCUCCGUGGGUUACGGCUCUUCUUUCAGUGCCCGGCAGCUGAUGGAGAUGCUGGCCAGGGGCGAAGGCCCCAACCCGGCGGUUGACCGAGGGGGCCAGCGCAUUACCCAAAGACCGCCAGGUAGCAUCUUGGGAAUGAGCCGCAUGGAGGACAGUUUGGGUUUUGUCGGCUCAUCCGUCAUGGAAAUUCAAUCGGAUUGGAUUGGAGAGGACACAGGCGACAGCUUACUGGUUCCGGUCAAACUGCACAAGUGCCCCUUCUGUCCGUACACGGCCAAGCAGAAGGGAAUAAUGAAACGGCACCUUCGCUGUCACACAGGCGAGAGGCCCUUUCCCUGUCCCAUGUGCGGAAAGAGGUUCACAAGACAGGAGCAUCUUCGCACCCACGCCCUGAGCGUCCACAGGCACGACCUGCCCGUGUCCUGCAAGAGCUGCAGGCGGAUCUUCUCCGGGUCCAGCGUCUCCCCGGGGUUCCGGCGCUACGGCAUCUGCGACAGCUGCAACUGCGUGACCACCACCCACGCCGACUCCACCCCCCUGCUCGUCGUCGGGAAAGCCGACCCCGCGGAACGCGAAGACGGCGGAACCGACUGGGCCAGUUUUAUGGACGACGUGGACGAGGUGGAGGUUGGCAGGGUGGAAGACCUGGUGGAGAAACAGAUGCUCGAACGGCAGCUGACGUCCUGCGACGAUGUCGGUCACAAUCUGUGAAAUUAUGUCGGUCCACGCAUACUCCGCAAGAACAGAUUUUAUUUUUUCUUUCCGGUCUCAGGGCUGUGAAAUUAUUUUUAUUUUUAUUGCUGCCCUGGUAUGGGUGUUCUCAUUGCGUGUUCUCGACACACAUUCUUAACUGAACUUUUUUCUGAGUUAGUUUCAGAGAACUAAGCGGAUUGAUCAGAAAUCCAAAGUGGUUCAUGCUAUUUUUCCAGAAGUGAUACAUUUAGGGUACAAAUUUGACAGUAGAAUAAUUUUACGCCAACAAAUGUCAAAAAGCGGCUCCAUGGGUCAAUUGUACAAAGUCGUCAGUCUAAAGGAAGAGCAACUGUUCUGCCAGCUUGUCAGUGUAUAUAUCUGGAAUACAUCGAUAAACAGAGAUAGAUUUGUAAUAAAUAUUUUUAAGACUAAUUGAGGAUGCACGAGAUAGGCUUAGAUGGAAAAAGAUGACACGCCCUGGCGACCCCUAAGGGCACAAGGGGAAAGAAAAAGAAGGAAGAUAUGUAAUUGGUAAAUUUCCCACGUCACACCUGAUGAUGAUUUCUCAUGGCACACUGUUUGAGAGUCAGUGGUAUAAUAGGAAUAUAAAGACAAUAUGGUGACUAAAUGUUGGAAGCCAAAAUAUUGUACAUGCAGGAGAGCAUUUGUCGUAAAAAAAAGCGCGCUAUUUAAUCGCAACUUUAUUCACAAGGACCUCUUGCAAAGCGUCAAACGUCCUGGCUGAGAUAAACUGAGCUCGUUCUUGUCGCUAAAGAUGGAAUUUCUUUGUUCUUGCGGUUUAUGUAGAGGCCUUAUAUGGAAUGGACUGGAUGCAGUCAUGAUUCAUCCUUGAUUUUUAUUAAUUGAUGUAUCGGUAACCAGAAAUAUCAUGGUGACAUCCCUUGGUUUUAGGUUAGCUUAAGCGAGGUACACAUUUUUUGGAUAGGAUAAUGUUUUAGACAGCUGACAAUUAAGACUUUUUCGGACUUUUCGUGAAUGAGGGGAAAAUACCCAAUUGAGAUCAUCUUAUCCAUAUUUGUGUACCUCGCUCUGGGUAGACGCUUUAUUGAUCGGAGUGUGCGUGUCGUUUAGUCGAUGUUUUGUUUGCCCUCUCACUUCUGUGUCUUGUGUAUGCAUUUGGUAUAUUGAAGAUUCAAUCAAUUAUGACAACUUUCAUGACGCCUUGUGUAUCGGCUAUAAUGUUACUGCAUGGCCCGAGCAGGCUUUUUUAAUUUUUAAUUUUUUGAGAAGCACAGUGCUGCUCUCUAGUGGUGAUUUCGAACACUUGCCAUUUCACUUUUGCAAGCCAUGGAUUAUAAAUGGAACGUAUUCUUUCCUUUAUAGUACGAAAUACAAAUGUAAUUUAAAAAAAUUAAAUUUCAUCGUA